Molecule: messenger RNA, 1796 nt
Organism: Ilex paraguariensis (yerba mate)
Lineage: Eukaryota; Viridiplantae; Streptophyta; Magnoliopsida; Aquifoliales; Aquifoliaceae
Source: the annotation of a GenBank genome assembly
GCUUUAUGUCUCUUAUAAAGCGUACACGAGGAUUCGUUCGCUUCUCUCUUUUCCUCUUACUAUGACUGCUAGCAUCUUCUUCAGAUUCCUCCCUCCGUCCCCCACCUCCGUCCCCUCUUCUCUCUAUUCGCAGCUGGGCACCCGCUUGCUGUCACACCCAUCUGCAAACCACCCACGAUUGUGACGUUUUGGUUGUAACGAUGAACCAUCUAAAAAUUGACAUUUGGAUCAAAUUAGGAACACUGAAACUUUUAUUUUAAAGUCGGUGCUGGAGGUCUGUGUUGUAGAUAGCACGUAUGCCGAUACGUGCUGGGAACAAUUACAACGGCAACUCAGCCAUUCCCACAAAUCGUGUAGAGAGGCUUUUGAGAGAAAGAGAGCUAAGAAAAAGUAGCAGAGCUUCUCAUUCAAAUGACACUACCGACAGUAACGGGGUAACUGAGGACUCUGAACAUGACUUGCACUUAAGGGAGAAUGGUAACAGAGAGUUUUCCCUUUUGGAUCAAUAUUUGGAAGGGGCUGCAAAAGCACUUAGUGAGGGAUGGGAAAGGCCAGAUGCGAGGCCUUGCAGGCAACGAUUGUUGGUGGUGGCUAAUAGGCUGCCAGUCUCUGCUGUUAGGAGAGGUGAAGAGUCUUGGUCACUGGAGAUAAGCGCGGGUGGUCUAGUGAGCGCUCUUCUGGGUGUGAAGGAAUUUGAGGCACGAUGGAUUGGGUGGGCAGGUGUGAAUGUGCCCGAUGAGGCUGGGCAGAAGUCACUUACUAAAGCACUGGCUGAAAAGAGGUGUAUCCCCGUAUUCCUUGAUGAAGAAAUUGUUCAUCAGUAUUAUAAUGGCUAUUGCAAUAACAUAUUAUGGCCUCUUUUCCAUUAUCUUGGACUUCCUCAAGAAGAUCGUCUCGCGACUACCAGAAGUUUUCAGUCCCAGUUUGCUGCGUAUAAAAAUGCAAAUCAAAUGUUUGCUGAUGUUGUAAACAAGCAUUAUGAAGAAGGUGAUGUUGUUUGGUGUCAUGAUUACCAUCUUAUGUUCCUUCCAAGAUGCCUGAAGGAACACAACAGCAAAAUGAAAGUUGGUUGGUUUCUCCACACACCUUUCCCAUCUUCUGAAAUCCACAGGACGCUGCCAUCUCGAUCAGAGCUGCUGCUUGCUGUUCUUGCUGCUGAUUUGGUUGGUUUCCAUACCUAUGAUUAUGCGAGGCAUUUUGUCAGUGCUUGUACUCGUAUUCUUGGACUCGAAGGUACACCUGAAGGAGUAGAGGAUCAAGGGAGACUGACUCGCGUGGCUGCGUUCCCUAUAGGGAUAGAUUCAGAUCGUUUCAUUCGAGCACUUGAAGUUCCUCAAGUCCAGGAACACAUCAAAGAAUUAAAAGAAAGGUUUGCUGGCCGAAAGGUAAUGUUAGGGGUUGAUCGCCUGGAUAUGAUUAAGGGAAUUCCCCAAAAGAUAUUGGCGUUUGAAAAGUUUCUUGAGGAAAAUCCUUCUUGGCGUGAUAAAGUGGUUUUGCUGCAAAUUGCUGUGCCAACAAGAACAGAUGUUCCUGAAUAUCAGAAACUUACAAGCCAGGUUCACGAAAUUGUUGGACGCAUCAAUGGCAGAUUUGGAACUUUGACCACAGUUCCACUUCAUCAUUUGGAUCGUUCUCUCGACUUUCAUGCAUUAUGCGCACUAUAUGCUGUUACUGAUAUUGCACUUGUCACGUCUCUGCGGGAUGGAAUGAAUCUCGUCAGCUAUGAGUUUGUGGCAUGCCAAGAUUCGAAAAAAGGGGUCCUCAUUCUUAGUGAAGUAAUUAUCGCUGAAUUGUGA